AUAAAAACCCUUGUUUACUCUCUGCGACUGCACCAUCUCCAUGACAGCUUAGUUAGUUUCUCUGGUUUGCUAUAUAGAUUUAGACACAGAUGGCGUGCUUAUCCUUGCUCUCCGGCGUUCAUCCCCUACCACUACUCCUGCUCAUUACUCUCUUAGGACCGGUGGCGCUCGUGCGCGGCGUCACCUUCCGCGUGGUGAACAAGUGCCCGUUCCCGGUGUGGCCGGCGGCGGCGCCCAACGCCGGCCACCCGGUGCUCGCCGGCGGCGGCUUCCUCCUCCCGCCGGGCCAGUCCAGGCGCGUCAGCGCGCCGCCCACCUGGAACGGCCGCUUCUGGGGCCGCACCGGCUGCAACUUCACCUCCACCGCCACCAACCACCACGGCAACGCCGCCGCGUCCUGCCUCACCGGCGACUGCGGCGGCCGCCUCGCGUGCAACGGCACCGCCGGCGCCCCUCCGGCCACCCUCGUCGAGGUGGACCUCCACGAGGACCAGAGCAAGGGGAGCUCCUACGACGUCAGCCUCGUCGACGGCUACAACCUGCCGGUGGCCGUGUGGACGAAGCCCCCCACCCCCGGCGCCGCCGCCGCCGAUCGCAAGUGCGUCAUCCCCGGCUGCGCCAAGAACGUCAACGCGGUGUGCCCGCCGGAGCUGCAGGUGACGGCGGCGGCGGCGGUGGUGGCGUGCAAGAGCGCGUGCGUGGCGUUCGGGACGGACGCGUUCUGCUGCCGCGGCGCGCACGGCACGGCGGAGACGUGCCGCGGCAGCGCGUACUCGCGGGUGUUCCGGGACGCGUGCCCGGCGUACGUCAGCUACCCGUACGACACGGCGGCGGCGAGGUGCUACGCGGAGGUGUACGUGCUCACAUUCUGUCCGUCCAGAUGGGGCGCGGGGGCAGAUCGUGUGGCCCAGGCUUGACGGAUAUGAUGUGAGACGUAUCGAGUAGACGAGUAACACUCCGGCAUGCGUGUAUCUAAGUAGGAGUAGUAUGUACUAUAUACGGAGUAUGUAUUUAUACGUGUACUAUUACGUAUUUACAUUCAUUAUCGGGCGAACACUUUCGUUAUAGGGUUAAUUAAGUGCUUCCUCAGUUUUAAAAUAUAAAUAUUUUUAGCUACAAAAUCUAAAUAAAUAAUUAUCUAUAGAUACAUAGCUAAAAUGCUCAUAUUUUAGGACGAAUGUAAUAAGUUGUUAAAGUUCAGUAGUUCUCUGUAAAAAGAAUAUCACGUA
This is a messenger RNA of Oryza sativa Japonica Group (Japanese rice), 1229 nucleotides long. RefSeq names its product thaumatin-like protein. The record is from RefSeq and is a predicted model, not a curated record. Gene Ontology annotation, biological process: defense response. Gene Ontology annotation, cellular component: extracellular region. Lineage: Eukaryota; Viridiplantae; Streptophyta; Magnoliopsida; Poales; Poaceae.